Culicoides brevitarsis is the source of this 10137-nucleotide messenger RNA. Its product is annotated as serine/threonine-protein kinase Smg1-like. The coding region runs from base 151 to 9930 and encodes 3259 amino acids. Gene Ontology annotation, biological process: protein phosphorylation; nuclear-transcribed mRNA catabolic process, nonsense-mediated decay. Gene Ontology annotation, molecular function: protein binding; protein serine/threonine kinase activity. The record is from RefSeq and is a predicted model, not a curated record. The transcript is spliced from 8 exons. Gene Ontology annotation, cellular component: nucleus. NCBI's taxonomy places the organism in Eukaryota, Metazoa, Arthropoda, Insecta, Diptera, Ceratopogonidae.
AUUGUUUACAAAAUCGCGUGUUGGAUAAUAUUUUGUUCGUAGUAUUUUAUUGAAAAUCACUUGUUUGAAGUCGAAAUAAAAGGCUAAAAAGAAGUUUUAAUGAUUCCCAAAAUACGAAUUUCGUCUUCCCUGACUUGACCUGACGUCAGUAUGAGUGAUAAUCACGGAAAAAAGGAAUUAUUUAAGCCACGGAUAAUUCAGUCGCGCAACAACGAGAGAAACAAGCCGCAGCCCGAGAAGCAGCAAAACGAUGCCGACGCCAAAGACGAAGACGUCAAAAUCUCGAAACUCUUGCGAAAGCUCAACUCCGAGACAUCCAUUGCUGCAUCGAUAGACGUAUGCGAGCGGCUGAAGGUUGCCAUACGAGAUCCUAGCAAUGCUGGAUACCUGCGACGGUGUUUCGAUAUCCUGGCUGACUCGAUAAUCGCGGCAUUCGAAACGGCACCGCUCGAGGUGCUCGGAAUCGUGGCCGAGGUCUUUGGAUUAAUGGGCUACGUGGUGCGACACGAUUUCACGAUGUACAAAGGAUGGAUUGUGAAAACGUACAAAAAUGCGAAACACUUGCAGGUGCAUAUGAUGCAGUCGUUGUUGGUGACGUUGCAGCUAGAUAGAAGCUCGUCCUUGCAGGCAUCGACGGCAACACGUUUGAUCGAGCUGCUGAAGGAUUUUCUGGAACAAGUGGAGUCAGCGACGGUUUUUGUCGCUAUUAUGGAUGCGAUUGGACAAUUUUCGCGCAAUUAUCCGAAGCAAUUUGAAGCUUAUUUCAAAGAUAUUGUCGACAUUUGUAUCGGUUGGCACUUGGAAACGGAACAAAAGCCAUUUGUAAAGCACGAGUGUUCGCGUGUGCUUCAGCAAUUUGGAAAAUAUUGGAAAAAAGAUGCAAAUUUUACCAAAUCCCUGCUCGGACAGUUCUUGGAAGACAUGGAGGCUUUCACUUUGGAUGACUCUACAGAUGAAAAUGAAAAAUUAUCGGAAAUUUCUCUCGGAUCAUUCAUUUCGGCAUUCAAUACUGUGCUAAAAUGCUUUUCUACAGUACCCGAUGUCCUCGUUAAUGCAUUCGGGAAGGAAUUUUUAGAGGAAAGUUCACACACGAUCCUUACUGCGACCCUUCCUGUCAUUAAAAAGUCCACGGAAGAAGAUGCCGUCUUACCAAUGAAUGAACUCCUUGCUCUGCUAUUACCGUGUCAGGCAUUUGGACUUACGAUGGACCGCAAAGCCAUUCAGGAUAUCUUGCUCGAUGAGAUUUCGCAUCUCCCGGAUUUAACUUAUAAUACAAAAAUGAGUUUGUUGGUGGUGAUUGCAAAAUUCAUAGAAACUGUUAAGAAUGACUUACCACUGGAUUUCGUCGAUCAUCUUUUUGAACACGGGAUGAGUCCUUUGAUGCAGUUGCGAUAUGCGAACGACAAGAGAUUACAUUUGGGAUUAGUAGCUAUCUUUCACAAUAUAUUAGACAUCAAAAAUGUCCCAAUAUUGCAACAAGUCUACAAAAAUUUGUUGGUUGAUUUACAAAGAAGUCUCAAUACGCUCUUCGAAGGAUACGAAAAUGUUCCUGAAGUUGUUACUGAUGCCAUUGAAUGUUCAAAAACCAACAAAACCGAAGCAAAAGUCGCUUUUCAAUUCAACUUAUUAGCAAUUACGAAAAUCGCAACCACAAGCAACAGUUUAAUGGCGAUGUGGGCUUUUCAACCAAGUAUUUUGGAACUUUUGGCAGUCACAUUACGUUUAUCGGAUGAGAAUUUGUGGGCAUCCUAUGACGACUUGAACUUCGCUGCAGUCAAACUCUUGGCAUGCCAUUGCAUGAAAAAUAACAAUUUUUUCUCAGCCAGUUCGUUGAUCAAGUCAAAGUUGACGGAGUCAUUCAGUGUAUUGAGUCUGGAAUCAAGUUCGAGUCCCACUGCCGGCAAUUUCGGGAUUAUUUUGGAGUUUCUAGAGGGAAUUAUGAACGUUGAGACGAUCAAGGAAGAACGCCUAGAGCUGAUUGUGGAUUGGUGCAAAACCAUUUUCCUUCAAAUUGGUUCACAUUUGUCAGCACUAAAAGAAAAUCAAAAGUUUUUAUCGAUUAUUGCGGCUAUGAAUAGACUUUCGAUGACUCCAGCUAACCCAAAAGUCACUGAAACUUGUGCUUAUUGCUUGGAUUCGCUUGGUGACGUUGAAAUAUUACCAAAUGACGUUUUACAACAACUCACGGAAGUUUGUUGCGUUCAAAUGUGUUCGACAAACAGCACAAUUCGCAACUUAUUCUCGCAUAUUUUUGCGAAAAUCCCUCUUCGGUUCACGCUGACGCAAGUAAAUAAUUUUACAGGCAUCAAUAAAUUGCAUGCAGAUCACAUCACGCAACUACAACAUUGGCAUUACAGAAAUGGAUCAUCCGCUAAUGGGAAUUUUCAACCGCAAUUUUUCAAAGAUUUCAUUGAAACUAUCGGAUUUACGCGGGAUCUUGUGAAUUCAAUUGAUGAAUUUGCCCUGGAGGUGUUUACAAAUAGUUGGUAUCACGAAAUUGGUCCAAGUAGCGCCUUCAAAGACAUGUCAAUGACUGAUGUGCGUCCCCUGAUGUCCUGGCUCGAAUGGCAAGCAGCCCAAUAUUGCACGGAAAACAAGUUGAAAACGACUUUGGGUAAGCCGCAAGACACUUUUCUCAAAAUUGAGGCACUCAUCAAGGAAGACGCUCGUGUGCUGAGUCUCAAGGAUCGCGGAAUCACCGUAAAAGGCAUCAAAACGUAUUUGGGAAAUCAGAGAAAUGCGAAAAUUCUGCUUGGAUUCCUCGAGGCACUGGAAAAAACUAUUCACAAUGCUUCUGAUGGCACAGCUUUUGGAUUGCCAGCAUGUGAAAAACCCGCAAGAACAUUUUUCCGCGUAAAUUCUUCCACAUGCAUUGAAUGGUUCACGCGUAUCGGGUACGCCAUUAAUCUCGUUGCUUUGCAUUGCAUGUUGCCGGAACAGGUAAUUCGUUAUUCGGAAGUUGUUUUGCAUGCCUUGGUGCAAAGCAAGAAGCAGCACGAGAAAAUGUUCGAUCAUACCAUGAUGUCGCUCACGUGGGCUUAUGUCAAAACGGGAGAAGCAAACGCCUUGUACGGAUUGUAUGUAUGGAGUAAGCAAGUAACGGGAAAGAAAUUCCAAUGGAUCAAGUUAGCAGCGGAACAAGCAAUAGGUCAUAAGGAAAUAGCAGCUGAUGGAUACUUACAUGUCUUGAAGGAAAACGAUGAUGCGCAGGAAGAUGCUAGACUUCAUCCGCACAUUAGAGAUUUUAUUGUGGAUAUGACGACAAUGUGUCUUUUGUACUCGGGAAAGCUUGAAAAACUCCUGGAAUUUUUGAAACGUGAAGAAACUCGAGAAGAGCAACGUACAACGAUCCCUAUUGUGACGAUUAACUCGCAACAAGUGCAGUCGAUGAUUGUCUUUGAGCAAACAACGGAUCCAAAUGUGCUUGCUUUAUCUAGUUGGGAAACACUUCAAUUGGACAAGACUGUCCCAAGUGACUUUUCGUGCCAUAAAAUGGUGAAUUUAACGGAAAAUACUCUUUUUAAGAUUGCUCUAGAUCACGAACCAUCGAAGAAACAAAUGCUCUCGAAACAGUGUUUUAAGAUAAUUCACAGCUUGCUUCAAGACUCGCUUCGUACACAAUCGACGGAAUAUUUGAAUCAACUCACUAUUCUCAACCACAUUUGUCACAAAGUCUCGUCACAGGACCCUCCCGUUACGGAUAUGAAUAUUUCCAAGUCAAUCGGUGCCAAUAGUCUUCAUCAUUUACUCCGUUGGUCCGACUUGCUGUCCCAAAAUGCGUCAAAUCCACCAAAUGACGACUUGCGUCUCGAUAUCGUUGGACUAUCACGCAAGGAACGCAAUUUUGAUCUUUGUCGUCGUGAACUCGAAAAGUUCUAUGCUUCUUCUAUGCUGUGCAACAUUUGGCCUUCGCAAAAAACAAAACUGACGAUUGACGUUGUUCACGCGAAAUUAAUUGAAAAUUCGUACAAUCAUCAAAUUUGGGACAAAAAGAUGUCGCGUGCCAUAUACGAGCAAUGCAAACUCAUGUAUUGCUUGCCUGGUGAGAAAAUUAAGGCGAUUCAAUUGGCAGCCGUUGCUACAACUGGCAUGAUUGACAACGAGUUAUCUGGAUCUAAUCAAGAUUUACGUGAACCUGUAGCGCGUUUUAUGUUGAAAUUAUCGCAAUGGAUCCAAGCUGAGACACAACUCAUGUCCUUCGGUUGUUUGGAUGCUUUGAUUCGAAAUAUUCCGGACAUUCAUACGAAUCAUGAGCCGAGUAUUCCGAGUAUCUUGUCGGGAUCGGACACGGUGAUUGGCAAAUUGAUUCAAGAAAGUACGCGACGUUGUCCGGAAUUGGCAAAGGGAUGGUACACGCUUGGUGCGUGGUUUUAUCGAUGGGGAAGGAAACUUGUGGAGCAGAAAAAUGAGCGAGGUGCCAAAUUAAAAGCUGUUGAUAUUUUGAGCAUUAAACAGACGGUGCCUGAUGCCACAGACGACGAUAUUUUAUUGAUCGGAGAAAUUUUUGAUCGACACCAAGCAACUGCUGAAGAAGAAGACAUCGGAAAUUUAGAUGGAAAUUCCACGGAAGUCAUUGAAAGUGAGUUAAGAACCGUGCCAUGUCUGAAACAAAUCCCUUACGAACAAAUUCACGAAGUUGUCCAAGUGUGGAAACAAGCUCACAAAACCGUUUAUCGAUAUUACGAAAAAUCCGCAGAAAGUUAUUUCAAAUUCCUCAAACUGACCACGACAAGUGUUGAAAGAAUUGAUGAUAAGCUCGAAGGAUGGAUUGUAACAGCUACAUUGAGAAUUCUCCGACUUAUCGUUAAACAUGCUUUAGGUCUGCAAGACGUUCUUGAUCAAGGAUUGCUUACAACGCCAUCCGACCCAUGGAAAGCGAUCAUUCCACAACUUUUCGCUCGUCUCAACCAUCACGAGCCAUAUGUCAGACGUCGUGUUUCCGAGCUUUUGUGUCGCGUUGCCAAGGAUUCGCCUCAUUUAAUUAUUUUCCCGUCAGUUGUGGGCGCUGCUGAGGAACAAACGGUCAAUAUUGCCGAAAUAUCGAAGACUUCAGAAGACAUGUACGACGAAAUCGACACGAAAAAUCAAUCGGGCUUGGCAUUUUGCUUCAACGCAUUACUUGACACACUUUCACAACAGUCCCCCGAGACUGUUAAUCAAGUGCAGCUGUUUGUAAAAGAGUUGCGUCGCGUCACACUGCUGUGGGAUGAGAUCUGGAUGGUCUCGAUGACACAAGUGUAUGCCGAGUCAGCCAAGAAAAUGGUUCAAUUCGAGCAAGAAUGGAUGCAGUCCAAGGAGAAUCCGGAUCAACAUGACGCUAAAAAGGAUAUUUUGAUGGAAAAAUACAAAAUUUUGAUUCGUCCGAUAAUUUUUGUCAUGCAACGCUUGCAUCAAAUGACUUCGCGCACGCCAGAAACUAACAACGAACGAAAUUUCCAGGAAAAAUUCAUGAAAGUCUUUGAAAAUUUAAUGCGUGAACUGGAGAAACCCUUUAACGCGGAAAAUCCUCUCAUCGCAUGGCAGAAAUUUAAAAUCGUCUAUCAUCAAAUGCAACAAAGAGCUCAACGUCGAUCUGCUUAUAUCCUCAAAAUGGAAGAUAUCAGUCCAAUUUUGUUCGCAAUGAAGGACACGGCGAUCUCGAUGCCAGGAAUCCAAGUAGCCAAGGGAGUUGCACCCGUUUACAUCAAAGGUGUCUAUAACACCGUAGUAAUUUUACCGACAAAAACCAAACCCAAAAAGCUGAUUUUGUAUGGAAGUGAUGGCAAGCAAUAUGCUUAUCUCUUCAAGGGACUCGAAGAUUUGCAUUUGGACGAACGUAUUAUGCAAUUUUUGUCGAUUGCGAACUUGAUGAUGACGAAUUCCGUGAAUGGUGAUGGCAAUUCGACCGUUUAUCGGGCACAUCAUUACCCGGUUAUCCCGUUGGGACCACGAUCGGGUCUCAUUAGUUGGGUGGAUAAUGUCGUGCCUGUGUUUGCACUCUACAAAAAGUGGCAGCAACGAGAAGCAGCUAAUCCGAAGAAGAAUAAGCAGUUUGUUGUGCAACGCCCGAGUGAGAUGUUUUACGAAAAACUAUCUCCAUUGCUUCAUGCAAACGGCUUAAAAUCGUCCGAUCCACGAAAGGAAUGGCCAUUGCCUGUUCUUAAAGAAGUACUGUCCCAAUUGCAAGCUGAAACCCCAAGCGACUUACUUGCGAAGGAACUUUGGUGUCACAGUACAAAUGUCGCGGAAUGGCGUCAAAUAAUCCGUCGUUACUGCCUAUCGACAGCCGUUAUGAGUGUCAUUGGUUACAUUAUUGGAUUGGGAGACAGGCAUUUGGAUAAUAUGCUGAUUAACUUAUCGACCGGCGAGAUCGUUCACAUCGACUACAACGUGUGCUUCGAAAAGGGAAAAACUUUGAGAGUUCCCGAAAAAGUUCCGUUCCGCAUGACGCCGAAUCUGGAAGCAGCACUCGGAGUAACGGGAGUUGAGGGCACAUUCCGACUGUCGUGCGAACAUGUCCUGGACUCAUUAAAGAAAGGACGUGAAACAUUGUUGACAUUACUCGAGGCAUUCGUUUACGAUCCAUUGGUGGAUUGGGCCAUUGGCGAAGAUAUUGCUGGCGGUUUAGCAGUGACAACGACGUAUGGCGACGCCCUAAAUUGCGAUUUGCUACAAGCGAGUAAGCAACUUGAACGCGAGGUCACCCGAGACACGCUUGCCAUUCGAUUUACGGAAAUUAAAGCAGAUUGGCUUCAAAAUCGGGACGAGAUAAAAACCCAAAUGACGAAGCUGAAUGCCAAUUUCCACCACUUGAUAGAUCAGCGUAACAAGAUGCAGGAAAUCGAGCGUCGUUAUGCACACGUAGAGCAACAAUUGAAAUUUGUCGAUGAAGCAAAAACGUUAUCGCCCGAUCAACUUGCCGUGCAUCCUUUGAGCACAAUUUCGCAACGGUAUGCGGUAUUCAAGAAAUACAAAAACGACUUUGAUGCAAUCAAUCGCAUGCUGCUGGAAAAGACGUCAGAAUAUUUAACGUCAGUGAAGGAUUACAAGCAGCAUUCCGCUGACGCAACUAAACUUAUCGAGUAUUUGUGCGAAUUGGAGGAACUAUUACCGACGAAAUACGACAGCGAAUUCGAAGUUGUGCAAGAUUUCCUUCUCAAUUCCAAUCAAAAUGCCGUGCUAACGAAAGGCGUUCAGUCACGUGUCGACUUGAGUAAUUCUUUGUUGCAGCAAUCGAUGGCCGUGCGAAAUUGCCUGCAAAUUUUGAUACAAUACAACAACGUGAGUAAAUUCCUGCCACAGGAAUAUUGCAAUUUUUACUGCCCAGCGAAGCACUUGGAAUGGCUGAAUUACGUCACGGAACGCAAAACGAGCGAGGCAUGUCGUGAAGUUGCCCUGCAAUACCAAAUGUUAUCGAAUAACAUGCAACAAGAUCCACAUGUGAAUCCACAAAUUGUUUAUGCGUUCGCGUAUCAACAGCAAGGCAUCUUAAAUGACUUGCAAGCAGCACUGCAAAUGAACGUCGAUUGUCUUUCCAACGAAUUACGAGGUCCGGAACAAAAUCGCAUCGAAUACAUCAUGUCGGAAUAUAAAGAAGCCAAGAUCGCCAUAAGUAGAUUUACUGCAAAAGACUUUGCGGCAAAGAAAGCUCUUGAAUGUGUGGCUCUCACGGCUUUGUGCGACGUAAAUAAGCGAUUUUUGUUACUGGAAUUAGCCGCGAACAGUGCUGGCGACAAUUUAAUCAACUUCAUGACCGACGAAAAGUGGUUCCUCGACGAACUUUAUCUGUAUUCGUCUCUCAUCACGGAGCUUCUUGGAUUAAUACCAAACGAUGGUGGCAAAAAUGGACAUUUACAACUUUCCGCCAAGGUAAUGCGCGAAGUUAAUCAAAUGUAUGGCGCCCUUCGAGACAUGUACACGAACUUUUGCACCGAACUUCUACCGGACACGAUGAAAUCCAUAAUUUCUGGUGGCGAUUCUGUGCUGAAGAUGAUUCAGGUUGUCUCGGAUUUGUAUAAUCGCGCCAUCCAGCAGAAAGAAUUGAUUGAAAAGAAAUUUUCUGCUGCGAAAAAUGACGAAACUGACGUCAGUUUAAAGGAAAUUUACGAGAAUUAUGCGAAUCUUUUGCUUUCUGAUGAUCCAGGCGGGCUUUUGCUACGAAAAGUUGAGUCAAUUUUCGAUGCUGUUAGUAAAAAACACUCACAAUUGCUGGAAAUUUUCGACCGGAGCGAGAUAAAGACCGAAACAAUGGGCAUCGAUCACAUUCGAGAUGCUUUUAAAUUGAUGCGCACGAUAAAUUCGCACCAAAAACUCUUGCAAGACCUAUUUUUCGUCAAGAAAUUGGAAUGUCUUGUGCAAUUCUUUACGAAAUGCCUUCAGAGUGUUUGUGGAUUCAAAGGUACGGAACAAUGCAAUCCGGCAAACAGUGAGAUGCACUGUCGUCCCGUUAAGCAUUACAUUGCGACAUUUGUGUGGCGUGGCAUUUUCGGAAUUGGUCCCAUGUCAACGGCGCAAGUAAUUUUGACUGUUAUGGAAAGCACUGGCUUGAAUUUGCAACGUGAAAUGGCAACGAAAGAAACUUCCCUCGAAGGACUGUGCAAAAAAACGGUUGACUUCUCAUUGAAUUCUGAAGUUUACUCCGUGAAUUUGCUAAAUCAAGCUUCGUCGUUGUGCAUCACACUUGACGGCACCUGGAAAAAACGCGAACGCAUAAUUCAAUUGCAAGAAAACAUCAAAAAACUCAAAUCUGAGAUCGUUACUAUGCAAAUGAUGAGUUCUGCGCAUUUUUGGUUGCACGAACAAACAUUGGUGGCACAACCAAAUCUCUUCAGUUUGUGUCCCGUGUCGCGUACGGGUGUUUUGCUUCAAUUGAAAAAUGGUUUGCAGUCACUCUCGAUGUGGCAUCAAGCUGUGGAGUGUCAUAAAUCCGUUCAUCAAGCUGUUACCACUGACGUUUUGAAUCGUCUGAAGUGGGCUGUUGGUGCAAAUCCGAAUUUGGAAGAAAUACUGAACGAAUUUACAGCUCGUACAACCGCACAUCGCAACAAGUGUGAUAAGGAAAGCUUGCUGGCAGUAGUUUGCACGAAAUAUGCACAAUCAAUUUUGAAUUUUGAGGUUCAACGCUUCCAUACUCCCGAUGGAUUGGAAAAAGACAAGGAAUUCCUCCAAAUUAUUUCGAGUUACGAGCAAUCGUGCAUCAUUUUGGAGCAAUAUUCGUCGCUUUUGACACCUCUUGAGGAAGGCAUUGUAACGUUACUUGAUCCGGAAGGCCCGAUCGAUCAUGUUUGGUUGACUAACGUUACGGAAUUGCUGCAGAACAACUUGAAAGAUGUCGCCACGAAUAUCGCGAAUGAAGAGAAAAAGGUUGUAACGGUGCAGGAUAAGCUUCAAAUGCAUGCUCACACCUUGCGAACACUCAUGGGACAUCAUCACAUGUCUUCGGACAUUCGAGCAUUGUUAAAACGCGCAAUGAAGUUGAAUGAAAUGCAUCAAAGUAACAUCCGGGAAUACCUUAUACGGUACAAAACGUUCAUCGACACCAUUUCUGAGCUCUACACGAACGUUCUGAGCAAAGAUUUUACCGAAAAAAUGGUGGAAAUGUCAUUACAGCAAAUCAAAAUGUUAGAAGGCAUGAUAAUGCCCGUUUAUGACGAUCUCUUUAUGUUUGGACUAGAAGAAUUGGAGCAUCACGAUACAAAUGCUAAUCGAGAUAACUCGCCAAUGACGAUUGCUUUUGAGACGACGCCACAAAAAGCUCAAACACAAAAGGAGCAAAAACGCAACGCCUAUGCCGUAUCUGUGUGGCGCCGUAUCCGCAUGAAACUCGAAGGACGUGAUCGUGAUCCCAAUAAACGUCAAACGCUACAAGAGCAGGUCGAUUGGAUGAUUCGUGAAGCAAAGAAUCCCGACAAUUUGGCCACGUUGUACGAAGGUUGGACUCCAUGGGUGUGAAGAGACGCAAAGAAAAUCAACUUAACUUGGAAAAAGAACAAAAAUCGGUUCAAGUGUCCAUUAAAUGAUAAAAGAUGGACAUGAAUCGUCAAAGCAUCAAUAAUAAAUAAACAAAAAUUAAAAUCACGCGAGCGAAAUAACAUGAGAUAUCAACAAAAUAGAAACAAACUCGUAAAAAAAACAAAUCCCUAUGGACUUGUAAAACGA